AUGUCAAAAGUCGAGGAUGAGAGUCACGCAAACAACAUAUUGGCUCCCGAAGACACCGUUCUUGAAACUGUUGAGUCGGCGCCCAAGAUAAUUGUACCAGAAUCAACCGACAAACAUAUCAGAAGUCCGUCAAUAGAUGAUUCCACUUCACUGAACGACGAUCUGCUCAGUGUUUCAGGAUCCAAUGCUAGGCCUUUGGACUCAUCCCGUAUGAGUCUAGAUUCGUAUUCGGUAAGACGAAGCUUCGAUUCAUCUGUGAUGGGCCGGCACAGCAGAUCUUUUGGCUUCGACAAGGAGAAUCAUAGUGGUUCCAUGGAGUACUCGCCAUUGGGUAACAAUUCUAUAUAUGAAAUUGUGAUGAAUACUCGGCGGAAAGACUGGCUAGCGUAUCCAACAGUCAAUGAUAUCCCCCCCGUAUCGCUGAGCAAACCUGUAAUUGAGGACUGUUGGAAGAAAGCAGUGAAGCAGUACGUUGCGGAAGUCAAAUAUGAGAGCAGCAUUUUUGAAAGUACAAGCAAUUUAAGAACUAUGACACGUAUGGAACAACUGAGACAGCUUGAAAAAUUCGAUACGUCGAGUCCGGAGGUUGCUACGGAUGAGAGUGUGUCCGAAAACGCUGACAAUGCAAGGGAGCUCGAUGAAGUGCCUUCUUUUUAUUUUGAGAAGGAUUUCCAGUUGGAUAAUCCUCGGACUUUCCACCGGGUUUUGAAGGGAAUAGACUUGCAAUUGAGCAGUUUGACCCUAGGCGAUCAGACCAGGAGGGACGAAGCUCACUUUGAGCUAAAGGAUCGACUCAACUACUACUUAGAUACAGUGGAGAAUCUACUAGUUGCAGAGAUCUCAAAAUCAUCGCACAAGUUUUUUCAUGCAUUGGCCGAUGUCGACCAGAUACAGCAAAAGGCUGAAAGCACAGUUGCAGAGCUGGAUAAGCUUACAGAAGCGGUUGAAAUUGCGGACAGGGAAAGGAUAAGAAAGAGAAUAGACAGCCUGCAGAAGGUUUUUAAGAGAAAGAAUGUGCAAAAACUAGAACAGGGAUUAUUGCAAGUAAAACAGGUCCUCGCCAGGUUGGAACAAUGCAAAGAGCUGUAUGGCAAAGGUGAACUUGAGCAGUGCUUGGAUCUCAUAGGUUCCGUGGACUGUCUUAUCAAGGGGGACGACUUUCAUGAUCAAACUGUUCAGCGUUGGGUCGCCGAUUGGCCAUAUAAGUUAGUGGAUCUCAAAUCUGUGCCCGCAUUGACAGAGGCAAGAGAAUUUCUGACCAAUUUAAUGAUAGAGAUUGGAGGAAAAUUCUCACUGCAGCUAUGUGAAAUACUAUUGAAAGAUGUUGAAGCGUAUUGUGAAUCAGUAAGUGUGAAUGAAACUUUGGGCAGAUUUCAGAACGUCUCCAGCCCCAGGAAGUUCCUUGAGAUGGACUCAGAUGUUAUCUCAACUGUUAAAGGUCUAAUACAUCAACUUCGCAGGUGCGAAGAACUGGCAAGUUCCCUCGAGCUGUACCGAGAGAAAUGCGUUACAGAGGUGAAAAGCAUCAUCAAAAGGCAUUUGCCACAGAAGCAUUCAACUUCACCCGUAGAGGAGCAGGACGCCGGAGAGCAUCCUCGAUCGCAGCAGUCCGUCAGCAGCGGUUCCAAGCUAUCGCGCCUAAUUAGGGAGCAGACGCCCGCAGAGUUCCAAGAGAUGCUUGUAACUAUCUUUACGCGCUCCAGUGAGGCGCUGAGGAGAUUUUCCAGGCAUCAGAAGUUACUGCUCGAUUUAUCCCUGAGCGAAAUAACAUCGACGCCGACCUCCCAGGAAAGUGACAACCAGCAAAGUAUGAUCAUUCAGCUUGACAUCCGCUCUGGCAUAAACGAGACUAUUAAGAUCCUGCAGUUACGUAUGGGCAAAAUUAUUGCUGUGCGACGUGAGUUGACCGCUACUCUAAGAUUCGAUCAUUUUCUCAAACUAUACACCAUAUGCGUCCUCUUCAUUCAGGAAUGUGAGGCCGUGAGCGGCGAAUUCCUGACCAAAUACUUUAGCGAUGUCCUAGCCGCCCAGAUCAAGAACUACAUAUCCGCCCAGGGCGCACGAAACAUGCGUGCCAUACAAAGCAAGAUAGACGCGGAAAAAUGGAUCCCCUUCAUAGUCGAUCGACGCAUACAGAAGGACGUCAACGACAUAGUCUCUAGCGUGGAUCUCGAUCCGCUGGACUGGGUGCAGUAUUCCGAUCUACUGAGACCCAGCCACACCGCCGAGGACGCCUCGGACGCCACAGAGGACCAACCACCAAACGACUCCGCCAAUAAACAGCUCGGCCACCGCAAAUCUGUGGUUGUAGGCGACAAAACCUUCGUUGCCAGCGACGCCCUGCUGACCUGCAUACGCAUGAUAAAGGAAAUCUUCAUCUUGUCAACCAACCUGCCGGGCGCCUAUCUCGCCAACUUCGAAAAGAUGGCCUACGAUCUCCUCAAGCAAUUCAACACCUUUGCCAUGGAUUCCGUCACUCUACCGGAUAAAACUCUCUCCAAAUCAGCCAAGAAUCUCUCCAUCAUGGGCGAGUCCCUCGACUGUCUCGCAGAGUUCGUGCUCAUCGUGCAACGAUUCUACCAGAGAUUGUUCAAUUUCAGCAGGGAAACAGCACCUCACGAACAACUGAACUACAGUCUGCUUUUACAAAAAUAUCAGGCAUCUGCAGAGAAGAUAUACCAGGCCAACGCACCGCCUCCGCCGGUCUAA
Molecule: messenger RNA, 2709 nt
Organism: Torulaspora globosa
Lineage: Eukaryota; Fungi; Ascomycota; Saccharomycetes; Saccharomycetales; Saccharomycetaceae
Gene: VPS54
Product: Vps54p
Exons: 1
Coding region: 1-2709 (902 amino acids)
Biological process (GO): Golgi to vacuole transport; retrograde transport, endosome to Golgi
Cellular component (GO): GARP complex
Molecular function (GO): syntaxin binding
Source: RefSeq, a predicted model, not a curated record